AUGCUAGGAAGCUCAACAUGGACAUGCCUGCGGUGUUUCUCACGAAGUGUACGGCUAGCGCAGUCUAGCAGAAUUGUUCCAGUGUCUAGAAGAUAUAGCUCUGCAGUAACCCCAAAAGAAGCUGAAUUGUCUCCUAUCCUGUUAAACAGAGCGAGAGCCUUAGCUGCGGAACAUGCCACCCUCACGGCAAAACAGGCAGAGUCCUUCGAGAGGGCUGCUGCAAAACGGAUAGGAGAGAUUGCGCCAGUUGCCAAUGCAUUAAAAGACUGGGAUACAGCCCAUGAGUCCAUAACGGAGCUGCAGGGCCUGAUAGAUGAACCGUCUACCGAUACGGAACUUAAAUCCCUCGCUGAAGAUGAUAUAACAACAACGAUUGGGACAUUAUCAUCCUUAUCCGCUACAUUAAAACGGGCUUUGAUCCCUCGACAUCCUUUUGCCGAUAUGCCGUGUCUGAUCGAGAUUCGUCCGGGGGCGGGAGGUGACGAGGCAGGGCUAUUUGCUGCGGAGAUGCUCCGCAUGUAUACAUCGUUCUGCUCUAGCCGAGGCCUGAGAACUACAAUCAUAAAAAUGGAGGCAGAGGACGGAGUCGGCGCGGGCGCAGAGGAGCGUCUGUCUGAAGUGGUGAUGGAAGUCGAAACCCCUGGGAGCUAUAACAUACUACGGACUGAGGCAGGAGUGCAUCGUGUUCAGCGAGUGCCGGCCACAGAGGCAAAGGGGCGAACCCAUACGAGUGCGGUUAGCGUUAUGAUACUGCCCAGUUUUCCCGAGAGCAACCAAGAAGACAGCCCCCUUAACUUUGAUGAUCCGAAUUCAGAUUACUACGUCAACCCCCAAGAUGUGCAAUCUGAGAAAUUCCGAGCCAGUGGUGCUGGUGGCCAGCAUGUCAACAAGACUGAGUCCGCAGUGCGGCUCACACAUAUUCCUACCGGAACAGUCAUCUCGAUGCAGGACUCCCGUUCCCAGCACGAGAAUCGCAGGAAGGCCUGGCUAUUGCUCAGAGCCAAGUUAGCUCAAGCCAGACGAGAGGCGAGAGAACAGGAAAUGAUGGAACUACGUCGUGGUGCCAUGGGCGGCGUCAACAAGACUGGCAGAGGAGAUAAGAUCCGUACAUACAACUUCACACAGAGUCGAUGUACAGACCACCGGAGCGGCAUGACAGUCCAUAAUAUUGGCAAGGUCAUGGAUGGAGGUGAGAACCUUGAGAAGAUCAUGGAGAGCGUUCAGAGCUGGCUUGUAGAUCAGGAAGUUGAGGCCCUUUGUCUAGAGCAGCAAGCUGCCACUGCUGAUGGUAAAUCCUCUCGCAAAGCUACUGCUUGA
This is a messenger RNA of Trichophyton benhamiae CBS 112371, 1317 nucleotides long. RefSeq lists its product as uncharacterized. The transcript is spliced from 3 exons. Bases 1 to 1317 code for a protein of 438 amino acids. Gene Ontology annotation, molecular function: translation release factor activity. The record is from RefSeq and is a predicted model, not a curated record. Gene Ontology annotation, biological process: translational termination. NCBI's taxonomy places the organism in Eukaryota, Fungi, Ascomycota, Eurotiomycetes, Onygenales, Arthrodermataceae.